AUGCGUGCAGCCGAAUGUGUCAAACUGUCCCACACACGGCACGAGAGGACACCGGCCCGGGAUGCACAACCAGAAUGAGGUGGAAUUAUUAACACCAUUUGUUUAAAACCGGGUAGCCCCUCUAGCCUGUGAGUACAGAUACCAAAAAAACAUCAGUUGCGAAGCCAUGUUUCGACAAACGAAGGUGGUGCUCCAGAAGCUUCUGCGUCUACGCUUCAAUAGACCGCAGCAAGCCUGGAGGCUGCAGAGCUCUUUAGUAAACGAGAAGGCUUGUCAGUACCAACCGGGGCAGAACAUCCACGGCUUUACUGUCAAAGAGGUUGUCGGGGUCCCUGACCUGUUCAUCACAGCAGUGAAGCUGACCCACGAUCAAACCGGAGCUCAGUACCUCCACGCAGCCAGAGACGACUCCAACAACCUCUUCAGUGUCCAGUUCAGAACGACCCCCCUGGACAACACGGGCGUCCCGCACAUCCUGGAGCACACGGUGCUUUGUGGAUCCAAGAGGUACCCCUGCAGGGACCCUUUCUUCAAGAUGCUGGACAGGUCGCUGUCCACCUUCAUGAAUGCUUUCACAGCCAAUGACUACACCAUGUAUCCGUUCUCAACGCAAAAUGGGAAGGACUUCCAGAAUCUUCUGUCGGUCUACCUGGACGCAGUUUUCUUCCCUAUUUUACGAGAGCAGGACUUCUGUCAAGAGGGCUGGAGGCUGGAGCACGAAGACCCGACAGAUCUCAACUCCCCUCUGAUGUUUAAAGGAGUGGUGUUCAACGAAAUGAAGGGAGCUUUUUCAGACAACGAGCGUGUGUACGCACAGCACCUCCAGAACAAGCUGUAUCCGGAACACACCUACUCCGUGGUGGCGGGGGGGGAGCCUCUAGCCAUCCCCGACCUCACCUGGGAGCAGCUGAAGGAGUUCCACGCCACGCAUUACCACCCCAGCAACGCAAGGUUCUUCACCUACGGAGAUUUGCCGUUGGAGCAGCACCUGGAGCAGAUCCAAGAGGAAGCUCUGUCCAAGUUUGAUCGCGUCACCGCAAACACCGAAGUCCCGCCUCAGUCUCUUUGGAGCAGCCCUAGAGAAGCCCAUGUGACAUGCAGCCCUGAUGCUUUGGCUCCAGAUCCGGCCCGGCAACACAGACUGUGUGUGAGCUACCUGCUGGGAGACAUCACUGACACGUUUGAAGGAUUCACUCUCAACUUGCUGUCCUCUCUGAUGAUCUCUGGACCAAACUCUCCCUUCUACAAGGCGCUCAUUGAACCCGAGAUAGGAAGCGACUAUUCUUCUGUCGUAGGGUACGACGGCAGCACCAGAGAGGCGUCGUUCCGGGUCGGCCUGCAGGGGAUGGCUGAGGAGGACGCGGAGAAGGUGAAACAAAUCAUCAGCCAAACCAUCGACGACAUCGUCGAAACCGGCUUCCCGGAGGAAAGAAUCGACGCGCUGCUUCAUGAGAUCGAGAUCGGGUUGAAACACCAGUCUGCGAACUUCGGCCUGUCUCUGGCCUCGUUCAUUGCGUCAUCAUGGAACCACGGCGGCGACCCGGUGGAGCUGCUGCAGAUCAAUGACAGCGUGGACAAGUUCAGAGAAGCCCUGAAGGAAAACCCUCGCUUCCUGCAGGACAAAGUGAAGCACUACUUCAAGGAGAACCCGCACAGACUGACCCUGUCGAUGAGCCCAGACGAGGCCUACUUGGAGAAGCAGGCCAAGGCCGAGGAGGAGAAGCUCCAGAAGAAGAUCAACGCUCUGUCUGAAGGUGACAGAAAGGAGAUCUAUGAGAAAGGUCUGCAGCUGCUGGCUGCUCAGAGUUGCCCCCCCGAUGCCUCCUCGCUGCCUUCCCUCAAAGUGUCCGACAUCGCGCCCACCGUACCCGUCACGCCGGUUCAGAUCGGCACCGCAGGGGGGGUCCCGGUUCAGUACUGUGAGCAGCCGACCAACGGCUUGGUUUACUUCAGAGCUUUCUGCAGCCUCAACACGCUGCCGGAGGACGUCAAGCUUCAUGUCCCGCUCUUCUGCAACGUCAUCACCAAGAUGGGCAGUGCCACGCAGGACUACAAGCAACAGGCCCAGCAGAUGGAGCGGAGGACAGGGGGCAUGUCCGUCUCCACCCGGGUCAUCACCGACUCCACCCACCUGGACAUGUACGAGCAGGGUGUCCUCCUGUCCUCCUCCUGCCUGGAGAGGAACCUCCCUCACAUGUUCCGCCUGUGGAGCGACAUAUUCAACAGCCCCCACUUUAAGGACGAGGAGCGGAUGAGAGCGCUGGUGAAGAUGUCGGCGCAGGAGUUGGCCAAUGGCAUCUCCUACUCUGGUCACAUGUAUGCCAUGACCCGGGCAGGGAGACACCUGACUCCAGCAGCAGAACUCAACGAGGCUUUUGAUGGGAUGGAACAGGUGAAGUUUAUGAAGUCGAUCGCUGAGACGUCCGACCUCAGCAGAGUCAUCCGAAUGUUACCGAGAAUCAAGAAGCACCUUCUCAACCCUGCAAACAUGAGGUGUGCGAUCAACACGACUCCACAGAACAUGUCGGACUCAUCAGCGCAGCUGGAGAGUUUUAUGAAGGAAGUCGCUGUUAACAGCAAAGUUCGUAGACCUGUCAGGACUAAUAUCAUAGAGAGGCCGAUUCGCACGGAGAACACCGCCAUGAGUAGGAAACUCAUUUUGGAUGAGAACUUCAAGCCGUGUCAGAUGAAGACGAUCUUCCAGCUUCCCUUCCCGGUGAACUUUGUGAGCGAGGCCAUCCGCACGGUGCCGUUCUCCCACGAGGACAACGCCAGUCUGCGGAUUUUGGGGAGGAUGAUGACGUCGAAAUUUCUCCACGGAGAGAUCCGGGAGAAGGGAGGAGCCUACGGGGGCGGGGCCAGGAUGAGUGGCGGCCUCUUCUCCUUCUACUCGUACAGGGACCCGACCCCGGUGCAGACCUUGUCCGUGUUCCGUAGAGGUGUGGACUGGGCCAAGUCGGGACAGUUCAGCCAGCAGGACAUCGAUGAAGCCAAAAUGUCCGUCUUCUCCUCGGUCGACUCACCCGUGUCCCCCGCCAACAAAGGACUCGACGGCUUCCUCACCGGCGUCACGGACGAGAUGCUGCAGGACCACAGAGAGCGACUCUUCGCCGCCUCUCACAGGAGCCUCGUGGAAGUGGCCGAACGGUACCUCGGCGCCGGGCAGAGGACGUGUGGCGUUGCCGUCCUGGGUCCAGGAAGCGAGACAAUUAAGAAAGAUCCAUCAUGGAUCAAAAAGUAAUGUGAUCAGCAGCUGUUUUAUAUUUCAAGUGUUAUAUAUCUUAUUAAGAGCGUUGCCUUCAGCGGCAUCUUUAUGUCCCUGAACGCAACUCUUAAUAAGAUUAUUACAUUUUGGCAAAAAAGUGGAAGCUUUUGUUGUCGCUGUGAUCUGAUUCUUCAGAUUAAAACCGUUAUCAUGAA
This is a messenger RNA of Gasterosteus aculeatus aculeatus (three-spined stickleback), 3420 nucleotides long. RefSeq names its product pitrilysin metallopeptidase 1 (gene pitrm1). NCBI's taxonomy places the organism in Eukaryota, Metazoa, Chordata, Actinopteri, Perciformes, Gasterosteidae. Gene Ontology annotation, cellular component: mitochondrial matrix. Gene Ontology annotation, biological process: protein processing. The record is from RefSeq and is a predicted model, not a curated record. Gene Ontology annotation, molecular function: metal ion binding; metalloendopeptidase activity.